CCGGCCGAACAGGCGGUGGCGGAGGCUUCUGCAGCGGUCGCCGUUGGUGGGGUGGGGAGCUUGUCUGCGCCCCUCGCGCCGGAUCCUUUCAACUCUCUGGUGCCGCGCCAGCUUGUCUCACUCCUCGGCGUCAUGACGACCACCACCACCUUCAAGGGCGUCGACCCCAACAGCAGGAAUAGCUCCAGGGUUUUGCGGCCUCCAGGUGGCGGAUCCAACUUUUCAUUAGGCUUUGAUGAACCCACAGAACAGCCCGUGAGGAAGAACAAAAUGGCCUCUAGCAUCUUCGGGACCCCCGAGGAAAACCCCCCUUCGUGGGCCAAGUCGGCAGGUGCCAAGUCCAGUGGUGGCAGAGAAGACCCUGAGUCGUCUGCACCCCAGAGAAGGAACUCCUCGGAAGCCAGCUCUGGAGACUUCCUAGACCUGAAGGGAGAAGGUGACAUUCAUGAAAACGUGGACGUAGACUUGCAGGCCAGCCUGGGGCAGAGCGAGGAGAAGCCGGUGCCCGCCGCCCCUGUGCCCAGCCCGGUGGCGCCGGCCCCGGUGCCGUCGCGGAGAAACCCCCCUGGCGGCAAGUCCAGCCUGGUCCUGGGCUAGCGCGCUGUCGGCCGCGUCGUUUUGUUUGUUUGUCUGUUUCCUCCAUGCUUGUGAACUGCACAACUUGAGCCUGACUGUACAUCUUUUGGAUUUGUUUCAUUAAAGAAGAAGCACUUUA
This is a messenger RNA of Myotis daubentonii (Daubenton's bat), 715 nucleotides long. It is a transcript of the gene JPT1, whose product is annotated as Jupiter microtubule associated homolog 1. The record is from RefSeq and is a predicted model, not a curated record. Gene Ontology annotation, cellular component: nucleus. Lineage: Eukaryota; Metazoa; Chordata; Mammalia; Chiroptera; Vespertilionidae.